Molecule: messenger RNA, 678 nt
Organism: Colletotrichum acutatum
Lineage: Eukaryota; Fungi; Ascomycota; Sordariomycetes; Glomerellales; Glomerellaceae
Product: putative transmembrane protein
Exons: 1
Coding region: 1-678 (225 amino acids)
Molecular function (GO): alkylmercury lyase activity
Source: RefSeq, a predicted model, not a curated record
AUGGAUCAUUCCAGCCUUCACGAGUUUAUCAUCCUUUCAUUUCUCAGAAGGUCGCGCCCCCCGACGAUUGGCGAAAUCCAGAUUCAGUUUCAAGUCAACGGAAAAAGUGCACGUCAAGGUCUUCGAGCCUUAGCAGAUUACCAUGGCGUUGUACUACAUCCUAAGUCCGACGAAAUCUGGAUCUGCCAUCCAUUCUCAGCAUCGCCUACGACUUGUGUCGUGUCCUCAGACAAUCGUCAAUGGCGGGGGAAUUGCGCUUGGUGCUCGCUUGGCGUCAUGCACCUGGCGGAUGGAACUACAACCCUCACAACAAGGAAUGGCGGGAUCGGCGAAGCUAUUUCGAUUACGGCCAAAAACGGGCACCUGCAAGCUGCGGAUUUUGUUGUGCGUUUCCCAGUUCCUAUGAGGAAAGCAUGGGACAUUGUCAUUUACACCUGUUCUGUGCAGCUCCAUUUCCGAGACGAAACUCAGGUGGACGAAUGGUGUGCUACAAGAGGAAUUCCGAAAGGAGAUGUCCGACCUCUGAAGCAAAUUUGGGAAUUUGCUAAAGAGUGGUAUGGCCAACACGCCGAUGCGAACUGGACAAAAUGGUCUUUGUGCGAUGCGACGAAAAUCUUCCAUCGCCACGGUUUAGACGGUCCAGUCUGGGACGUCGGGGAGACAUCAGGCCGCUUCUGA